AUGGAUUACGCAAUAGGGUGGAAUCGUUUCAACUUGUCGGUAUUAGGAGUUUGGCCCGAACCUUCGAAGACGACGUUACUCUGGCGAUUAACGUCAGCCGGAAUCUUUUGGACGAGCACGACCGUGACAUUUUUAUUCAUAUGUGCGCCACAAACGACAGAUCUGAUUUUGAAUUCUACCACUCUGGACGAAGCUAUAGAAAAUUUAUCCAUCAACAUACCAAUAGCUUUCGCUUUGAUCAAGCAAAUCGUUUUGCGGUAUCACGGAGAAGCUUUAAAAUCAUUACUCGUCGACAUAGUCAACGAUUGGGCUCAGUCCUUACCGGAACCAGAACGCUUGACGAUGUUGAAAAAUGCUAAAAUGAGUCGAAGGAUAUCUCUUUUUUGUUCCACUCUGACAUACCUAAUGUUGACCGCCUUCAUAUCGCUUCAAACUUAUGCGAAUAUGGCCAGUGCCUCCGAAGUCGAUCUAGGAGGACUUUUGCAUCCAGCAACCUUCCCGUACGACAUCAAGAAAAGUCCCUACUUCGAGAUCACUUGGAUGGGACAAUUCAUGGGAACGGUUCUGACGGCCAUUUGUUACUCUUGCUUCGAUACUUUUCUCGCAGUUUUUGUUUUGCAUUUGUGCGGACAACUGUCGGUCUUGCAACUGAAUUUGAAAGAAUUGGCAGAGGUAGCAAAACGUGACAUCAGUUUAUUUCAGAAUAAACUCGGCUUCAUUGUGAACAGGCACAACGAACUGUACAGAUUCGCCUUAAUAGUAGAGAGUUGUUUCAACCUUACUCUACUCGGACAAACUUUGAUUUCGACGGCUAUGUUUUGCUUGACGGGAUAUCGUAUGAUCACGUCGAUAGGCUCGCAGGAACAAGAUUUGCCGAUAGUAGGAAUGAUAUUUUUCAUCAUUCACGUGAUAUACACGAUGUUGCAUUUAUACAUAUAUUGUUACGUCGGUGAAACUCUUCUGAUAGAGAGCACUGGAAUAGCUUUCUCCGCUUACGAUUGCGUAUGGUACGACUUGCCACCAAAAAAGGCAAUGUGCCUGAUGAUAGUAAUUUGUCGAGCAAGAAUAGCAUUUCAAAUCACGGCUGGGAAAUUCAGUCCAUUUUCUUUAGAACUGUUUGGUGCUAUUAUGAAAACGUCCGCCGGAUAUUUAUCGGUAUUACUAGCUGUAAAAGAAGGUCCGGUGGAAGAGUAAAGAAAUAUAUUUUGUUUAUAACGAACAAGCGAUUCAUGAAUCCGAAAG
Molecule: messenger RNA, 1242 nt
Organism: Vespula vulgaris
Lineage: Eukaryota; Metazoa; Arthropoda; Insecta; Hymenoptera; Vespidae
Product: odorant receptor 13a-like
Exons: 6
Coding region: 1-1194 (397 amino acids)
Biological process (GO): sensory perception of smell; detection of chemical stimulus involved in sensory perception of smell
Cellular component (GO): plasma membrane
Molecular function (GO): odorant binding; olfactory receptor activity
Source: RefSeq, a predicted model, not a curated record